AUGACGAGCCACGGCGGACAAAGACCGUGGUGGAGGCCAAGCAAUAGGCAACGGCCACGACGGCUCUAUCUGCCGCCCCAGACACUCAGUCUUGACUCGCUGGCCCUGCUACUUGGCCUAUCUGGCUGCUCGUGCUCAGCUCAAUGGCUAAGACUGUCUAGCAACCCCGGCAUCCUGCCCUGCGGCCUCAACCCAAAACCGGAAAUUGCGUGGAACUUGAAGCCCGAUUCCAUCGCCCUCAUCCCGCUGACCCUAGGAUCUGUUUGGGUACAAGCAGCUCGGCAAAUGGGAGCUUCAAGAUGGAAAGACCCAUACAAACCGGCGCAAUCUUCCACCCAUAUUGACAACCAGCAGCCGCUGUUGCUCGACUUCAUCUCUAAGGAGGAAAACCGCCCUCAACAUCGCCACCAUCCUCCCCGCCAAGCGCACCAACAUCCCCUCAAUCUCCAUGACCGUCAAGCCCCACCUCAUCUCAAUCCCACAAACCAUCCUGCCUCAAAUCCACCGCCAAAUCCGUCCAACCAACCAGGCGCACAAAAACCCAACAGAAAUCAGCAAAGGAAACACUUUGGAUCGAAACUAACCGAUCAGGGUGUAUCCAGUCAGGAUCCUGAAACCUCCACACCCACCAACCCCGUCGAUCUAAGCUCACUUUCCCUCUCGGCACGCUUGAUCGUCGAGUUAUCCUCGUCAACCUACGACUGUUCGAUCUGCAUCUCUCCCGUCGGGCCGUAUCAUCCGAUCUACCAUUGCCCGAAUUGUUAUGCAAUCUUCCACCUCAAGUGCUCCACCAAAUGGGCAUCCUGUUCGGUCGCAGACACCUCUUCGAAAGCCAUACUGCUCCGAGAUCGUGAUCGGAUCCCCUGUUCAGAAGAGGCGCUCAAGGGUGAAUGGCGAUGCCCAGGAUGCCAGGAUCGUCAGAUCGGCCAAGAUUCAAUCCCAAAAAAGUAUACCUGCUGGUGCGGCAAACUCGAGAACCCGACCUCACGGAACAAUAAUCAUCAUCAAGCCGCUCGCCCACGGUCGAAGAUCCCCCACGGGUGCGGCCAACGAUGCGGCAAGGUCUCCGCUAAAGGAUGUGUUCACACCUGUAUGGAGGAGUGCCAUCCGGGUAGCUGUCCUCCUUGUCCAGCGGUCAUCAAAACCAACUGUUACUGCCAAAAGACUGAGCUAUCGAUUCGCUGUAGCCAACUUUACAAUAACUCUACCCACUUGGAACCGGUGAAUCCCGAACUGUUAUCUUGCGGCCAAGUUUGUAAUCACGAGCUGUCAUGUGGUUUACACUCUUGCAAACGGCCCUGUCAUCCAGAGGAAUGCGAAGAAUGCCCGGUCGUCCGACAGAAAUCGUGUUAUUGCCGAGCCGUCGUACUGUCUGACCAAAGGUGCUCUGAUCAGGUCGUUCAACACCCUCUCUCGCUUCAGUCUGUGCCAGAGAAAUUCAAUUGCGUCUCUAAGGAUGAAUCCGCGUGGCUUGGUGAAUUCUCUUGCAACGAUCCUUGUACCUGGAAGUAUGACUGCGGCAUUCACUCUUGCGAAUCCACUUGUCAUCCACAUCUGGUCUCCACGCCCCCUCCUUGUCCAUUCUCGCCCGAACUAGUCACGACUUGUCCCUGUGGUGCCACCUCAUUAACCAAUCGUCAAGCCUGUUCAGAUCCGAUCUCGACGUGUCGCAAUCCAUGCGGAAAAUUGAUCGCUUCUUGCGGACACGCCUGUCCGAACAUUUGUCAUCUCGGGCCUUGUGGACCCUGCAAGUCUCUGGUCACGACUGUCUGCAACUGCGGGAGAGACAAAAUCGUCCGGCAAUGUAUCGAACUCGAACAGCUGAAGGAAUCGGCCGUACUCGAAAACGAACUGAAGAUCCCCAGCGAGCGGAAAGAUAUCGAGACUGUGACGCUUUCGGCGAUCGAGUAUCGCUGUGAAAGACCUUGUAGGGUGCUGAGGCAUUGUGGAAAACAUACAUGUCAUCGUCGUUGUUGUCCUCUCUCCUUCUUGGAAAAUGUCCUCCAUACCGGCAGUAAAAAUAAGAAAUCGCAAGCGGCUCGUCAUCACGAAGAUGAGGAUCCACUUGGAUUACAUCUCUGUGAUUUGAAGUGUAACAAGAAACUAUCCUGCGGAUUACAUUCUUGUCAAUUGCAGGAUCACAAAGGCCCUUGUCCGACUUGUUUGCAGGCGAGUUUUGAUGAACUGUUUUGUCAUUGUGGCGCAACAGUUAUUCAACCUCCAGUACCAUGUGGAACCAAGAUCGACUGUCAUGCGCCUUGUCAGAGACCUCCGCCGUCCUGUGGCCAUCCCAAGCCUUCGCACACUUGCCAUGAGGAACCCGACUGCCCUCCUUGUCCUUACCUGACUGAAAAAGCCUGCCAGUGCGAUAAGAAAAAACUCGUGAAAAACGUCCGGUGCUCGCAGCCUAAAGUAUCCUGUGGUUCCACGUGCGACAAUCUGUUGGCUUGUGGUGCCCAUCGCUGUUCCCGUCAAUGUCACCCCGCUGGUCAAUGUGAAUCGUGCGAUCGAGAAUGUCUGAAGCCUAGAAAACAUUGUGGGCAUGGAUGUCAGCAGAAAUGCCACGCGCCAUCCGCAUGUCGAACAGAAGAGCCAUGCGAAGCACCAAUUACUAUCCAAUGCAUAUGUGGUCGGAUCACUCAACAGAUCAAAUGUACAAGCUGCGAUGCCCGACCAGAAGGAAAUCAAGAACGAGGAUUGAAAUGCAACGAUGAUUGUAUCCUGUUCCAAAGAAACAUGGCGGUGGCCAAUGCCCUUCAGAUCACCAAACCUUCAUCCGCUGAGAGUCAGCCGCCAGGCGCUAUCGAGUGGAGCUCUCGACUGUUGAAUUUCUUUGGGACUCACGCCUUAUUCGCUAGAGCGAUCGAAAGACAACUCGCAGAAUUCUUGAAAUCCGAACUUAGUACCAGAUCGGGCUCAUCCAAGAACUCGCUCAUCAUCUCGACGUUUAGUAAACUCAAGCAAGCCUUCCUUCUCGAGUUUGUCGCGAAUUACCGGAUCAAACCAGACACCAUUGGUGAAGAGCCCCGAUUUACUGUCAAGCUUGUCAAAGAUUCCAGCUCUUGUUUACCGAGUCCUUUACUUUCACAAGCUCAUGCCAAUCAUCCUGAUCCGAACAAGGCCUCGGCAUACCAAGACAAAUCGGGCGGUUUCUCAGGAUCAGGAACAACGCUCCUUCGGCUCCCCGGGAGCACACAAUCAUCCAGCAAAGCCUUUUCUUCGGUUCUUGGGGAACGUGAUCAAUCGGCGACUUGCGCUCCCAACCAAAUCCUGGCGAUCUUGUUCAAAGGCGUGUUUGGCCACGAUCAUCAAUCACUGACCAGGUUGAUCGAAUCUGCUUUGGAUCUCAAGAGUUUGAAUCCGAAAGCUAAUCAGAUCAAGGUUUCUUUAAACUGGGUCAACGACGAGGAUGUCUUGUUCCGAGUAACAGCGGGAACUAGGACGGAUUUCGAAGAAUUGCAAACGACUUAUAAAUCUUUAGUGCUCUCUUUCUCUCAAUCAGAAUCCGAAGAGUCUUUGAUUUCAGAUCGAAAGAAAUUCUAUCAAUCGAUCGUGAUGGUCAAAGUUCAUCUACUAGAAGACAUUCAUAGCAAUGAUGAAGGACACGAGGACGGAUUGAAGAUCAAGAAGAUAGAACCGAUCGUAACGCCUCCAAUGGUCACCGAAGACUGCCAUCAAGGCUGGAAGUCCUCUGCUUCUGCUUCUAGUAAGAAACUAAACUCGAAACUUUUCGACCACAGUCAGCAGAACCAGAACCGCGCAUUGACUAAUCGGUUCAGCUCACUGCUGGCGUCUUCUUCGGCGCCCGUCAGUCGUGCAUCCACGCUUCUCCACCAAUCCUCAUCGACUUCUACUGCUGUCGGUCACUUUUCUGGAGGCGUUAUUUCAGGCGGAUUCAAUAGACCUCCGAUUGCAGUGCUUGCCCCGAUCGCCUCGUCCAGUCGUUCGCUUGGGCCUCGUAAUCAUAGUGGCACUUUGAGUAAACAGAAAGUCGAAGAGGAAGAUGUUGUGGAUGACUGGGAAACUGCGAUUUGA
Molecule: messenger RNA, 4035 nt
Organism: Puccinia triticina
Lineage: Eukaryota; Fungi; Basidiomycota; Pucciniomycetes; Pucciniales; Pucciniaceae
Exons: 9
Coding region: 1-4035 (1344 amino acids)
Biological process (GO): negative regulation of transcription by RNA polymerase II
Cellular component (GO): nucleus
Molecular function (GO): DNA-binding transcription factor activity, RNA polymerase II-specific; zinc ion binding; RNA polymerase II transcription regulatory region sequence-specific DNA binding
Source: RefSeq, a predicted model, not a curated record